Molecule: messenger RNA, 1539 nt
Organism: Xylona heveae TC161
Lineage: Eukaryota; Fungi; Ascomycota; Xylonomycetes; Xylonales; Xylonaceae
Exons: 2
Coding region: 1-1539 (512 amino acids)
Source: RefSeq, a predicted model, not a curated record
AUGGAUUUCUGCUCGGAGUCAACGAGGGUGCCAUUCCAGACCGGGAUGAGCGCGGAAGAGCAGAUUGAUGAAGAAAUGACAGAUAUAGAUGAGACAGAAUGGGAAUAUAGAGAUGAUUUGGGGGAGUCUGAUACUGCUAAUUUUACCAAUGAGUUUGGGACUCUUAUGAACAUUGACGACUACGCGGAAGAGCAAGACAACAUGGAUGUCGACAUUGCCUAUCCCGCUGCCGGCGAUAAUGAUUCCAACGGCAGCCUGGCACCCACGUCAGACGUGGACGAUGAUGAUGUGACGGAGAUGAUACUCGACCAUGACGAAGGCGAAGCCAGUGGUCGAGAAGAGACCGACAUUGCGGAUUCUCGUGAAACUGUCAUCUCUUGGCUGUCGAGUGUCCCCACAGCAAACAGCUCGUCGGGGCCCAAUGUUACAGAUACCGGCAUAUUAAUUGACUCAAACGGUUCCACAGACCGGGCCGAAGAACAGCACAGACAGCCACAGAGCGAGAAUGUGGAAAGGCGAAGGCUUCGCCGGAUACGCCCAUUGCGAAGAUCAUCUUCCGUAGCAAAUCUGUCGGUGGCUUCAAGCUCACCUUGGAGCUUGUCAGCUGUGUUGCGGGUGGAAGACAAGCAAAUCACCCCUGGAACAAUGAUUUAUACCAUGAUUUCUAUCGCAUUAGAAUUUACUAUCGUCCAUGCGGUGGAGUUGAACAAUGUCUUGGAAACCUGUCAGAGCAAGGAUCCAAAUAUGGACAUAUCCUCGCAUGAUGUCAUACACAAGUUUCGACAGAUUCUUUGGGAGUCGCUAGCGGAGAUGAAUACUUCUGCCGACUACGUCCAGCUGAUCAUCGGCACUUUGAGCAGGCUGCGUCCAACCGACGAGAUUGUCAGCUAUUUCAAUACGCCUUUGCGGCAUUCGAUCAUUCACACCUGUAUCCGGCGCUUGCAAGACGAACACCGAGACGCAAAGAUCAGGGCAAAGAGGAAGGAGCCUGCAAAAUUUUGCUCAAUCGAGCACUAUACAGUUUUCAGAAUGGAAGAGUUGCGCAUUCUUUGUGAGAUGCAAAAGCGCAACAUAAAGUUGAGGCGUGAACAGAUUGACGCAGCUUGGAGAAAGGCGCACAAGCGAUCGGAACUUCAUCCGGAAAGUCCUUCUGAACUGCUUCGAGAGCAGAUGAGACCAGCUGGAAAGACGUUGUUCUUCGAUGAUCUCAUCGACAAGUCGAAGGCUGAGCCGACGCAAGAGAAGUGCGAGAGAUUGGGAGCGUACUUCAGCAUGGGUGCAGAGCAAAAGAUGAAGUUGAUUGGCUCUGUGAGCAAUGUGCUUGUCGAACUCUGUGACAUGGCGGGCUGUUACCGUUGCGAGCUCAGCCCCUCUCUCCGCCAGCGCCUGCGGAACAGCGGUCUCACUGAAGCGCAACUGAGAGACGUCGAUGAGUGUAGAUACCUCAAGGAAGUCUUCUCCAAAGAGAUGGAGAGACUCGAAGCCGGUCAGCGAGACUGGAUCAAAAGGACGUCAGACGUGUCCGAAGCCGAACGGUGA